GAAACAAAUGCUGUGGCAAGAACAACUGCAUGGCCUUGCUUCAUUCCCAUCCCCUGCCACUCCAAUCUUCAAUACCAGGAAGAAAGUUGAAGUAACAAGGGUGUUGGCUAAAGCAGCUAACUUGGGUGCUGAAUCAAAUGCAAAGAAAGCAAAUUUGUCUGCUGCAAAGAAGGAAAGAAUUAAGCUGCCAAGUUUUGAUAGUAACAAUGUUCACAUUAGAGAAUUCCUAAGCCACCAAUCAGGAACUGAAGCCAUGCUCAACACUAGAGCAUUGCAAAGUUUUGAACCGCUUAGUACUGAUACUUACAGGUGCACUUUGCCAAAGCUUAAACUUUUGAAUUUUGAAGCUGCCCCUGUGGUAGAUUUGAGAGUCAACCCAACCGAUGAGGAUUGUAUGGUUGAGAUGCUCUCUUGCAGGUUUGACGGUUCAGAAGCCGUGGAACGCCAAAACAGCCGUUUUUCAGCACUCAUGACAAAUCACAUGUCAUGGGAGAGAGACGACUCUGAAUCAUAUUUGGAAGUUGAUGUGAAGUUAAAGCUCACCCUCGAGAUCUAUACACGUCCUUUUACCAUGAUGCCAGUAUCAGCUGUUGAGCGUCCGGGAAACUUAAUGAUGCAAGCACUUCUGGAUAGGCUAGUACCACUGCUUUUGCAGCAACUCCUAGAAGAUUAUCAGAAAUGGGUUCAUAAGCAAUUAAAUGAUGAUCUUCCAUGAAGUGAUCCAUUUCUGCAUUGUUAAGUAAACGUCUCUAGCCUUCUAAUGUUGGUUCCUGUCCAAAAAUUUCUGAAAUGACUUCUGAUGCUACUGCUGGUCUCUGCUUGGUGUGGUUUG
Molecule: messenger RNA, 832 nt
Organism: Fragaria vesca subsp. vesca
Lineage: Eukaryota; Viridiplantae; Streptophyta; Magnoliopsida; Rosales; Rosaceae
Exons: 8
Coding region: 8-715 (235 amino acids)
Source: RefSeq, a predicted model, not a curated record